Molecule: messenger RNA, 882 nt
Organism: Coccomyxa subellipsoidea C-169
Lineage: Eukaryota; Viridiplantae; Chlorophyta; Trebouxiophyceae; Coccomyxaceae
Product: NAD(P)-binding protein
Exons: 7
Coding region: 1-882 (293 amino acids)
Molecular function (GO): oxidoreductase activity
Source: RefSeq, a predicted model, not a curated record
AUGGGAGGAUACGGAGGAGCGAUCGGAAUCGGGUUCGAGCUGGCCAGGGAGGCAAUUGCCAGAGGUGCUGCGGCAGUGUCCCUCAUUGAUAUUGCAGAUUGCUCUAAAGCAGUAUUGGCGCUGCGAGACGAGGCGGCGGACGGUGUCUCAGCCGUAUUCAGGGCGAAGAUUGCAUCUUUCAAGGCUGACGUAUCCAAUUUCGACGAGAUCUCAAAGGCGAUAGCGGACUGCGAAGCAGCCCAGGGGCCCCUGGACAUCAUAAUCGCCAAUGCGGGCAUUGGACCAUGCGGCAUGUUCUUGGAGGAGGCGGGGGUAGCACACUGGGAGAAGGUGAUGCGAAUCAACUUCAUGGGCGUUGUGUGCACGCUCAAGGCAGCACUGCCGGGCAUGGUGUCGCGCAACAAGGGCCGUGUCAUUGUCACCAACUCCUCUGGCGGCUUCAUGGGAGCUGCUGGCAUCUCCGCAUACUGCGGGUCCAAAUUUGCUGUGCGAGGCUUCCUGGACUCACUCAGACUCGAGCUCAUCCACACCGAUGUGUGCGUGCACAUGGCCUGCCCGGGAUUUGUCAACACCACCAUGAUCCGCCAGGCACAGAAGGAGGCGGUGGCAAGGUACACGUGGAGGGGCGUGGAAAGGGGCCAGUAUGUGAUAGGUUCCCCGGACACCGGGGGAAAUAUGCUGAUUGGCAGCAGCCUGGCAGCUUCCAGCGCGCGUUAUUACCCCGCCUCGCUGGAGUUUUUCCUCGCGCCCCUCUUUGUGCUGCUGCACACGAUCAUCCGCAGGGCAGUCGAGGCUUCCACCAGAAAGGUCCUGACUGCUGCGGAGUUGCAGCUGCCGCUGAGCAGCGCAAAAAGCGAUGCCAUGGGCAGCAAGGAUGAGUGA